GGGCUGCGGACGGUGGCAUCAGUGCAAAGGGGCGAAAUAAGAGAAUAUUUGGCCGACUUUCAAAAUAACUGGAUUAUAAAAGCUGGACGCACUGGAUAGCAACUCAUUAUUCUAUUCGUGCACAUAGAUCUCAUCGCUGUCUGCCCGUGGUGGCCUAUUUUUAAUUCCUCAUGCCGGAGAUGGCACAGCGGAGUGGGCAAGAGGACCCUGAGCGGUACCUCUUUGUGGAUCGGGCAGUGGUUUACAACCCAGCUUCCCAGGCUGACUGGACGGCCAAAAAGCUGGUUUGGGUGCCUUCUGAGCGACAUGGGUUCGAGGCUGCCAGCAUCCGAGAAGAACGUGGAGAGGAGGUUUUCGUAGAGCUGGCUGAAAAUGGCAAGAAGGCCCUGGUGAACAAGGAUGACAUCCAGAAGAUGAACCCACCCAAGUUCAGCAAGGUGGAAGAUAUGGCAGAACUCACCUGCCUGAAUGAAGCCUCUGUGUUACACAACCUGAAGGAUCGUUACUACUCUGGGCUCAUAUACACAUACUCGGGGCUCUUCUGCGUGGUCAUAAACCCAUACAAAAACCUCCCCAUAUACUCUGAGAACAUCAUUGAGAUGUAUAGGGGCAAGAAGAGGCACGAAAUGCCACCUCAUAUUUAUGCCAUUUCUGAAUCUGCCUACAGAUGCAUGCUUCAAGAUCGUGAGGACCAAUCAAUUCUUUGCACUGGGGAAUCAGGUGCUGGAAAGACUGAAAACACCAAAAAAGUCAUUCAGUAUCUGGCUCACGUUGCAUCCUCUCACAAAGGAAGGAAAGAUCACAACAUUCCACAGCCAGAAUCACCUAAAGCAGUCAAACUCCAGAGCGGAAUCCUGUCUUAUGGAGAGUUAGAGCGUCAACUCCUGCAGGCAAACCCUAUUCUGGAAUCCUUUGGGAAUGCCAAGACAGUGAAAAAUGACAACUCUUCGCGCUUUGGAAAGUUCAUCCGCAUUAACUUUGAUGUAACCGGUUAUAUUGUGGGGGCCAACAUUGAAACCUAUCUUCUUGAAAAAUCCAGGGCCAUUCGCCAAGCCAAAGAUGAACGCACCUUCCACAUCUUCUACCAGCUAUUGGCUGGUGGAGGGGAACAUCUCAAAUCUGAUCUACUCCUGGAGGGCUUCAAUAACUAUCGGUUUCUCUCCAAUGGUAACAUUACCAUUCCUGGACAACAGGACAAGGACAAUUUCCAAGAGACCAUGGAGGCCAUGCAUAUUAUGAGCUUUUCCCAUGAUGAAAUUUUAUCAAUGCUGAAAGUGGUGUCGGCUGUUAUGCAGUUUGGCAACAUUGUGUUCAAGAAGGAGAGAAACACCGAUCAGGCUUCAAUGCCAGAAAACACCGCUGCUCAAAAGCUUUGCCACCUGCUUGGCAUGAAUGUCAUGGAAUUCACACGUGCUAUCUUGUCUCCAAGAAUCAAAGUGGGUAGAGACUAUGUACAAAAGGCCCAAACUAAAGAACAGGCUGACUUUGCUGUGGAGGCCCUGGCCAAGGCCACAUACGAAAGGUUGUUCCGUUGGCUUGUUCACCGCAUUAACAAAGCUCUGGACAGGACCAAGCGCCAGGGAGCUUCCUUCAUUGGCAUCCUGGACAUUGCUGGCUUUGAGAUAUUCCAGUUGAACUCAUUUGAGCAGCUCUGCAUCAACUACACCAACGAGAAGCUUCAGCAGCUGUUCAACCACACCAUGUUCAUACUGGAGCAGGAGGAGUACCAGCGGGAAGGCAUUGAAUGGAGCUUCAUCGACUUUGGACUCGACUUGCAGCCAUGUAUUGACCUCAUCGAGAGACCGGCAAAUCCUCCUGGUGUGUUGGCUCUGUUGGAUGAGGAGUGCUGGUUCCCUAAAGCCACUGAUAAAACUUUUGUGGACAAACUGGUGCAAGAGCAGGGAACUCACACCAAGUUCCAGAAACCACGACAGCUGAAAGACAAGGCCGAUUUCUGCAUCAUUCACUAUGCUGGCAGGGUUGACUACAAGGCAGAUGAGUGGUUAAUGAAAAACAUGGACCCUCUAAAUGACAAUGUGGCCACACUCCUGCACCAGUCCACAGAUAAGUUUGUGGCUGAACUGUGGAAGGAUGUGGACCGUAUUGUUGGUUUGGACCAAGUGGCAGGAAUGAAUGAGACCGCGUUUGGAGCCACAUAUAAGACUAAGAAGGGCAUGUUCCGUACUGUGGGUCAGCUCUAUAAAGAGUCUCUUACAAAACUGAUGGCCACACUGAGGAACACCAACCCCAAUUUCGUCCGAUGUAUCAUCCCCAAUCAUGAGAAAAGAGCUGGUAAACUGGAGCCCCACCUGGUUCUUGAUCAGCUGAGGUGUAAUGGGGUUCUAGAAGGGAUCAGGAUCUGCAGACAGGGAUUCCCCAACCGUAUCAUCUUCCAAGAGUUUAGACAGAGAUAUGAGAUCCUCACUCCCAAUGCAAUUCCCAAAGGUUUUAUGGAUGGCAAGCAGGCUUGUGAGAGAAUGAUCCGAGCAUUGGAGCUUGACCCAAACCUCUACAGGAUCGGUCAGAGUAAAAUCUUCUUCCGCACUGGAGUUUUAGCACACCUGGAAGAAGAGCGAGACCUGAAAAUAACAGACAUCAUCAUCUACUUUCAGUCAGUCUGUCGAGGGUACCUGGCUCGCAAAGCCUUUUCUAAAAAACAACAGCAGCUCAGUGCUUUGAAAGUCCUGCAGAGAAACUGUGCCGCCUACCUGAAACUGCGCCACUGGCAAUGGUGGAGACUCUUCACCAAGGUGAAACCCCUCCUGCAGGUGACCCGUCAGGAAGAGGAAAUGCAGGCCAAGGAUGAGGAGCUCAUUAAAGUGAAGGAGAGGCAAGUGAAAGUGGAGAACGAGCUUGUGGAAAUGGAGAGAAAACACCAGCAGCUCUUAGAGGAGAAGAACAUCCUGGCAGAGCAACUCCAGGCUGAGACGGAAUUGUUUGCUGAAGCUGAAGAGAUGAGGGCUCGUCUGGUGGCUAAAAAACAAGAGCUUGAAGAGAUCCUUCAUGACUUGGAGUCGCGCGUGGAGGAGGAAGAGGAGAGGAACCAGUCUUUGCAGAAUGAGAAGAAGAAAAUGCAGUCGCACAUACAGGACCUUGAGGAACAGCUGGAUGAAGAGGAGGCUGCCCGACAGAAACUUCAGCUGGAGAAGGUAACAGCUGAAGCUAAGAUUAAAAAGAUGGAGGAGGAUAUUCUGCUGCUGGAGGACCAGAACUCCAAAUUCCUAAAGGAGAAGAAACUCCUGGAAGACCGUGUCAAUGAGAUGACCUCCCAGCUGGCUGAGGAAGAGGAGAAGGCCAAGAACCUUGGCAAAGUCAAGAACAAGCAAGAAAUGAUGAUGGUGGACCUGGAAGAGCGUCUGAAGAAGGAAGAGAAAACAAGGCAAGAGCUUGAAAAAGCCAAGCGAAAGCUGGAUGGUGAGACCACAGACCUACAAGAUCAGAUAGCUGAGCUUCAGGCCCAAAUUGAGGAACUCAAGAUCCAGCUGGCCAAGAAAGAAGAGGAGCUACAGGCUGUACUGGCCAGAGGUGAUGAAGAAGUUGUUCAGAAGAACAAUGCCCUGAAGCAGGUGCGGGAGAUGCAGGCCCAGCUAGCUGAACUGCAGGAAGAUCUAGAGUCUGAGAAAGCAGCCCGAAACAAAGCGGAGAAACUCAAGAGAGAUCUGAGUGAGGAGCUGGAGGCUCUGAAGACUGAGCUGGAAGACACCCUUGACACCACUGCUGCUCAACAGGAGCUGAGGACCAAACGAGAGCAGGAGGUGGCAGAGCUGAAGAAGGCCAUUGAUGACGAAAUGAGGAACCACGAGUCUCAGGUCCAGGAGAUGAGGCAGAGGCACGGCACAGUUCUGGAGGAGAUCUCUGAGCAGCUGGAGCAGGCCAAGAGAGUUAAGGCAAAUCUGGAGAAAAACAAACAGACUUUGGAGAGUGAUAAUAAGGAGCUGGCCAGUGAGGUGAAGAGUUUGCAGCAGGCCAAGUCAGAGUCUGAGCACAAGAGAAAGAAACUAGAUGCUCAGCUACAGGAGUUCAUGGCCCGCUUCAACGAGGGAGAGAAGGUUAAAGGAGAACUUUCAGACCGCUCCCAUAAACUACAGGCAGAGCUAGACAAUAUUUCAACUCUUCUGGAAGAUGCUGAGAAGAAGGGAAUCAAACUGGCCAAAGACGCCUCUAGCCUUGAGAGUCAGCUGCAGGACACUCAGGAACUGCUUCAAGAGGAGACGCGUCAGAAGCUGAACCUUAGCAGCCGUAUCCGCCAGCUGGAGGAAGAGAAGAACAGCUUGCUGGAGCAGCAAGAGGAGGAAGAGGAGGCACGCAGGAACCUAGAGAAACAACUGUCAACAUUACAAGCCCAGCUGGUGGAGACCAAGAAAAAGCUGGAGGAUGAUGUGGGAACCCUGGAGGGCCUGGAGGAGGUCAAGAGGAAGCUGCAGAAGGACAUGGAGGGAACCAGUCAGAAGCUGGAAGAAAAGGUAAUCGCUUUUGACAAGCUGGAGAAAACCAAGAACAGACUGCAGCAAGAGCUUGAUGACCUUAUGGUCGAUCUGGACCACCAGAGACAGAUCGUCUCUAACCUAGAGAAGAAACAGAAGAAGUUUGACCAGAUGCUGGCAGAAGAGAAGACCAUCUCGGCGCGUUACGCUGAGGAGAGGGACCGUGCAGAGGCUGAGGCCAGAGAGAAGGAUACCAAAGCUCUGUCUAUGGCCCGGGCCCUGGACGAGGCUCUGGAGGCUAAAGAGGAAUUUGAGAGGCUCAACAAGCAGCUCCGAGCUGAGAUGGAGGACCUGAUGAGUUCCAAGGAUGAUGUUGGCAAGAAUGUCCAUGAGCUAGAGAAAUCCAAACGCACUCUGGAGCAACAGGUGGAGGAAAUGCGCACUCAGCUUGAAGAGCUGGAGGAUGAGCUGCAGGCCACAGAAGAUGCCAAGCUGCGCCUGGAGGUCAACAUGCAGGCCAUGAAGGCCCAGUUUGACCGAGACCUACAGGCCAGAGAUGAGCAGAAUGAGGAGAAGAAGAGGGCUCUGGUCAAACAGGUGCGUGAAAUGGAGGCAGAGCUAGAAGAUGAAAGGAAGCAGAGAGCUCUCGCCGUAGCAGCCAAGAAGAAACUGGAGAUUGACCUAAAAGAUUUGGAAGCACAAAUCGAGGCUGCAAACAAGGCCCGUGAUGAGGCCAUCAAACAACUUCGCAAACUCCAGGCCCAGAUGAAGGACUACCAGAGGGAGCUGGAGGAAGCACGUUCCUCUCGCGAUGAGAUAUUCGCUCAGUCAAAAGAGAACGAGAAGAAACUUAAGAGUCUCGAGGCUGAGAUUCUACAGCUGCAAGAGGAUCUUGCCUCUUCAGAGAGAGCAAGGCGCCAUGCUGAACAGGAAAGAGAUGAGCUUGCAGAUGAGAUUUCCAACAGCGCUUCUGGAAAGGCAGCACUUUUGGAUGAGAAGAGGAGGCUAGAGGCUCGAAUCGCGCAGUUGGAGGAAGAACUAGAGGAGGAACAGAGCAAUAUGGAGCUCUUGAAUGACCGUUUCCGUAAGACCACAAUGCAGGUGGACACUCUGAACACAGAGCUGACAGGAGAGCGCAGUGCCGCCCAGAAAAGUGAAAAUGCCCGUCAGCAGCUGGAGAGACAAAACAAAGAGCUGAAAUCCAAACUGCAGGAACUGGAAGGAUCCAUCAAAUCCAAGUUCAAGGCCUCUAUCGCUGCCCUGGAGGCCAAGAUUAUCCAGCUAGAGGAGCAGCUUGAACAGGAAGCAAAGGAGAGAGCUGCAGCCAACAAGAUUGUACGUCGCACAGAAAAAAAACUUAAGGAGGUGUUCAUGCAAGUGGAGGAUGAGCGUCGUCAUGCUGACCAGUACAAGGAGCAGAUGGAAAAGGCAAACUCACGCAUGAAGCAGCUGAAGAGGCAGCUGGAGGAGGCGGAGGAGGAGGCAACUCGAGCUAAUGCCUCUCGCAGGAAGCUUCAGAGAGAGCUGGAUGACGCCACUGAAGCCAGCGAGGGUCUGAGUCGUGAAGUCAACACACUCAAAAACCGCCUCAGGCGAGGAGGUCCUGUUAGCUUCUCAUCCAGCCGCCCUGGACGCAGACAGCUGCAGAUGGAAGGAGAAUUCUCUGAUGAUGAUGCAGACAGCAAGGCCAGCGACCUGAAUGAGAACCAGCCAUCUCAAGCAGAAUAGAGCUGGCGCCCUCCUGUGGCCAUUCAGACCCACUGCUUCCAUCACUCCAAAUGUCAUCAUGCAGCACCUGUUCUCUCCUUUCUUGAUAUGGGGUCAGCGGUACAGAAAAAGGACCAGUGAGAGCGAUGUGUACAUAAACACACAAAAACACCACUAACCACACAUAAAUGCUACCCUUAAACCUUUGUUUCUAUCCCCUCUCAACAAGGGAGCAUCAACUGCCUUACUCUUAAUAUGACAAGCUUCAAGACUGGGCGUACAUCUACCAGUAAGUGUUACAGUGCAACAGUAGCCUUCAUAUUACAUUAAAUACUACACUGAAGAUAGAACACUUUAGAAGUGCAUUCACAUCAAACUAUUCAUGUCCACAAAGCAAUGAAAGUACUCACUCGAAUCUAGUUUUAAUGAUGUAAACUCAUCGCCUAGCUAAGCAAAUGUGACGGAUUGGGUUGUACAAUACAGCUCUCCAAAUAAACACACAUUCUGCUGAUUUUCGGGUCGAUGGAGAUGCAUGUGCUGCUCGUUUGCUACAAGUUAACAAAGAAAAAAAAAAGAAAAAACAGUCCUGGAGCCCUGGACCGGAUCGCAAAGGAAAAACUGUGAAAAAGCUACUCGCUUCAGCAUCUCUUCAUACAAUUUAA
This is a messenger RNA of Xyrauchen texanus (razorback sucker), 6793 nucleotides long. RefSeq names its product myosin, heavy chain 10, non-muscle (gene myh10). Gene Ontology annotation, cellular component: myosin complex. Gene Ontology annotation, molecular function: actin filament binding; cytoskeletal motor activity; ATP binding. The coding region runs from base 171 to 6152 and encodes 1993 amino acids. The record is from RefSeq and is a predicted model, not a curated record. The transcript has 43 exons. NCBI's taxonomy places the organism in Eukaryota, Metazoa, Chordata, Actinopteri, Cypriniformes, Catostomidae.